UCAUCGAGCGCCGGACCGACAGAUCUUGGCUAAAGAAGGCCGCCCAUGUCUGCGGAGAGCGCUCAUAUACGGAGUACCCAAUCGACAAAAGUUGGGUCCGGUUUGGUUGCUCCGCACAGAGGAUGAACGGUAACGCUAAAAUAUUGCAGGAUCCGGGAUCGGAUCCGGGGCAGCAGAUAGGAUCUUCUUCGUCUCCUCCGAUUUUCUAUCCUCCUUCCGAUAUCAAUCUAGCACGAAGGGUGAUGUGUCUGGAGCAGUGUCGGGGGUGGUUCGAGAAUGAGAUAAGAAUCGUCGACGCAAUCUGUGGAGUGUGGGGAAGUGUCAGCACGGCUCGGCCGCUCUUCGAUAACUAUCCUACAAACCAGGACCGCAGACAUCAUGAGAUACAUCCAUCGACUUGUCGUUUCUCACACAAAGCCGGCAAUGAGCCAUUGCAGCGGUCCUGCUGGUCUCAUACCCUUCGGCCGAGGAUGGUUUGGGGAGGCACUUGGCAAAUCCAGGUCGUCCCAUUCAUUUCGUCACUGUUACCCUGAAAUGGCCAAGCCAAAAUCCGGGGUACGGAAGCUCGGCCUCUGCACCUUAGGCACGAUUUCAUCAGAGAUAAAGCGCGCCACAUUCAGGGCAGGCUUUCGGGAACCAGCGGCCAGAGUCGGUGCUGAUGAAGCUUACCGAGGACGCCAUUUUCUCAGGGGCUGCUUCAGGACGGUUGUAUCAACAAUAGCGCCGUCCAAUGUCGACAUUGCUCAUGUCGUGGCUCAAACCCCAAACUGCGUGGGGGUUACCGUCGGGGUUGCAAUGGGUUGCACAGGCCGCUUGACGUCGAAACUUGCCCGUAUCGAAUCUGAAGGUUGUAUCACGCCUCAACUUUCAAACCAGGACAUCGUCCAUUGUCUUUGGGCAGCCAAAAGGGCCGAUGAGUCCUUGGAAGGCUUUCCACCUGGUUUCGCUUCCAUCCGUCUGCAUCGGAAUCACGGUGUACGGGUCAUCUUCUGUCUCAUCGGUCCACAACAGAAAUGGGCUUCGGGAUCGCGGACUGCCGUCUCUCAUCAACCUAACGUUAACCGGAAUCGGUAAUUGCUUGCAACUCGCAAAAUUCUUGCUGUUCGUUCUGAGAAAGCUUCUCUAUGCGUGAAACCAGCGCAGUGUCCUGAGUUGUGCCAAGUUGUGCAGCAGGAAAAAAUCGGUAUCUGAUCCGAAGAAUUCUCUUGGCCUCCCCCACGUGUCAAAAACCAGGGCCCGGGGAC
Molecule: messenger RNA, 1244 nt
Organism: Parathielavia appendiculata
Lineage: Eukaryota; Fungi; Ascomycota; Sordariomycetes; Sordariales; Chaetomiaceae
Exons: 1
Coding region: 379-1074 (231 amino acids)
Source: RefSeq, a predicted model, not a curated record